CGAUUUGAGGCAGACAUCAGACAGAGGGACACGCAUCGCCACCUAAAUCGUCGUUCCCUCACUCACUCAGCAAUGAAGCGAAAGAAAUGGUCCGAACUCGAAGAGCAGACUCUGCUCUCGAAAUACUCGGAGCUGCUCAACUCAGGUGCCUUAGCUAAGCUCAGGACCCGCGAGAAGAAGUUCAAGCCCGUUGCUGAUCAUGUCAACUCCGUCCACCAUCUUCAAGACCCUGGCACCUUCCCUUUCAAGUGGUCAUGGCGCGACGUAUCCAUCAAGGUCCAGAACAUGCGCCAUCAGUACUUGGGCGUCAAGCAGAAAAUCCGAGUCUCCAAGGACGAGUUCAAUUGGAAAGACGGAGAGAACCACUGGGAGAAUUUCCUGAAAUACAAGGAGGUUUUCGGCGAUGUGGAGCUUGAUCCUAGGGGGAAACGGAUGACCGAUAAUAUUGACGUUUUUGGGGAUUGCGGAGAUUUAGAUUUCGGGAUCGAUGCCUAUGAUUCAGAGGAGGAAGAAGAUGAGGCGGAAGGUGCUGGUGAUGAUGAUAAUACUGAUGUGGAUGACGUGGGUGAAGAAGGUGUGGGAAGUGAGGGUGAGUUUCGGGGUGAGAAGGAAAUUGCUGAAGUGGGUCUUCCUCCGGUGAAGAUGCUGAAGAGGGGUUUUGGUGUGUACAGGAGAUUGGGUUCCAUAGGUGCACAGGUUUUGGAAUUGAGGGAUGCGAUGAUGAAGAGAGAGGAGAGGAGAAGGGAAAGGGAGUUUCGAAAAGAGAAGGUAGAGUUGGAGAGGGAAGCCAAGAGGAAAGAAGCUGAGUUCAGAAAGGAGAAACGAAGGAGUGAGAGGGAGGAAUGGUUGGAGAAUAGAGAAUUGGAAUUGGAAGAGAGACAAUUGACCUGGGCACGAAAGGAGUUUGAGAAAAGGGUAAGGUUAGAACGAGAACUGAACGAAGAGCGAAAAUGGAGGAAGAGGAUGGAGGAGAAGAUGGAGGAAGAGGAGAUGGAGUGGAGGGAGAGGAUGGUAGCUUUGCAAGUUGAACAUGAAAAGCAGAUGAUGCAGAUGCAUGCUGAUGCGUGUCAGAACCAAAUGCAGAUUCUUGGAAUCACGGCUCGACUUAUUUGUCAAUUUUUUGGUUCAGCAAGUGAUGCAUUAGGUGGUGGAUUGGGGGCCUUGCCUCCUCAAGUAUUGCAGAAUUUGCAGCAUACAGACGGAUUGGGUGAAAAUGUUAAACCUGAUGCCAAUUCGCCUUCAGAAUUUAUGUAAACUGUACCUUUUUAAGUAUGAACUCUUCAUACGCACUAUGUAUAUAGGUCGGGGCAACUGAUCUUUCCAAGAUCUGGAAAGACGGAUUCUUGUGAACGCAGUUACUUAAUGUGGGAAAUGGGAAUAAUCUUUCCAGAUUCAUUCAAUUUCAGCUUUGCCUUUACGUUUUAAGGGGUGAUCCAACUUGCUAGCUGCCUGGACUGAUCUUUCACAAGUGUAUCACGGUUUACUAUUUUCUUGGAAGGAUGUCUUCAGUUAUGGGGCAGUGUAAGGGAAAGGUUGAUCAUAUCCAGGCUUAAAUCACAAAUGGCUCCAAAGAAGAACGACCCAAGCUUGAGGUUCAUGACAUGUUGACCCCAUUAUCGCGGCCAUGUAAAGGGGUGUGUGUAAUGGACGUGAUAAUAGAUGAAAGCUGGAUUUAAAAAUUGGAGAAUCGGAUCACAUUCUAAGGUAACCCUACAAGCUAGCAUGAUUCAGUCUCAUCUCUAAUAUCAGUCAAUAUCAAUUUUUGUUUGGUGAUACAAUAUCAAUAUUUUUAUAAAAUUGCAAUAAAGUGUAGAAAGUUGAAUUAUUUACAAAACUAUUGUGAAUGGUAUAGUUCAUUUUGUGUUCUGUGUAAAUGUCAAAUGUGUAGGAUUCACGCUAGUUUUGUAUGAAAAUUUUGACCUUUCUAGGAA
This is a messenger RNA of Neltuma alba, 1931 nucleotides long. Its product is annotated as stress response protein NST1-like. The coding region runs from base 73 to 1254 and encodes 393 amino acids. Lineage: Eukaryota; Viridiplantae; Streptophyta; Magnoliopsida; Fabales; Fabaceae. The transcript is spliced from 2 exons. The record is from RefSeq and is a predicted model, not a curated record.